Messenger RNA from Cicer arietinum (chickpea), 1594 nucleotides. RefSeq lists its product as uncharacterized. The record is from RefSeq and is a predicted model, not a curated record. Lineage: Eukaryota; Viridiplantae; Streptophyta; Magnoliopsida; Fabales; Fabaceae.
UAGCAUAGGGCAAUUCUAUUUGUAGGUUUUAUCUUUGUUUUGGUACCUCUACCCCAUGUGGUUAAAGCAACACUACUUCUACUUUCACUAACAAUUCCUUCCUUUUAGUAGGUUCUCUACACUAUUUCAAUCAUUCCUUCUUUUGGGUAUUACUCAAGUUAGCCACAAAAGUUGUCAGAUAAAGCAAAAAAUCUAUCUCUCUUUAUCUGUCCCUUCCCUUUACCAUCCCAUUCUCAAGAAACAAAAUCAGUUCAAACCCCAUUUCAAAAAUCAACUUUUUUUUGGCUACCCAAAAGACCCAGAAACUUCCCCUUUUGUUUUGUUGAUGUGUUCAAGGAAAAAAAGACAACUUUUUUGCUUUUUGACAUAGAGAGACAAAAAACCAGAAACUUUUUCAGAAAAUUUUGUUACUUUUUGCUAUGAAGGAGUUUCCUUCUUGUUUUGGAGAAAAUGGUGUUCAGGUUGCUGAUUCGUCAAGUUCCACAAUAAGAGCACCUCAAAAUGCUGUUACUUGUGUUUAUCUAUGCAAAUUAAGAGACCAUUCUUGUUUUAUCACAGUUUCAUGGACAAAAACUCUGAUGGGUCAAGGCCUAAGUGUUGGAAUUGAUGAUUUGAUCAACCAUUGUCUCUGCAAAGUUGAAAUAAAACCAUGGUUGUUCUCAAAGAGAAAAGGGUCAAAGAAUUUGGAGGUUCAAUUUGGUAAAGUUGAGAUCUUUUGGGACUUUAGUUUUGCUAAAUUUGGUUCUGGGCCUGAACCAUUAGAGGGAUUUUAUUUAGCAGUUGUUUUCAAUCAUGAAAUGGUGUUGCUCUUAGGAGAUCUGAAAAAUGAAGCAUGCAAGAAGAUUCACAAUAAAAGUAACUUCGUUGUUGAUUCUCAUUCUAGUGCUGUUUUUAUUGGAAAGAAAGAACAUAUUUUUGGGAAGAUGUUUUAUGGCACAAAGGUUAAAUUUUUUGACAAGGGUCAAGUUCAUGAUGUCAAAAUUGAGUGUGAUCUUGUUGGGCUUAAUGAACCAUGUCUUGUGAUUAGAAUUGAUAGUAAGACAGUGAUGAAAGUGAAGAGACUCAAGUGGAAAUUCAGAGGGAAUCACACCAUUUUGGUGGAUGGUGUUCCUGUUGAAGUGUUUUGGGAUGUGCAUAAUUGGCUUUUUGGAAAUGCUAUUGGAAAUGCUGUUUUUUUGUUCCAAACUUGCAUUUCAACUGAGAAGCUGUGGGAAGUUCAAUCAGUUUUGGAUUCACAGUUGAAAGAUUUUGGAUUCUCUUUGGUUUUGUAUGCUUGGAAGAAUGAAUAGUCAAUAAUACUGUUUGUUAGUCACAAUUUUCUUUCAACAACGAUAUAAAUUGGAACUUCUAUACUUGUUCCUUUUCUUAUAUUGCUAAUUACAUGCUCUUGAUUUUCUUUAUGCUAAAACUUAUGUAAUCCCUUCUUAUUGUUUCUAAAUCGGCUUCAGAAAUUGUUAUUAUUCGUGUAAUGUGAAAUUGUAAAUCUCUCAAACCACCUUAUCAAACCUUAUCAUUGUAACAUUGAAUUUUCACUCACGUUUGUUUUAGGAAUUAAAGAGCAUGCACUCUUAAGUCUAAUUGUUUUGCAUUGACA